ACAGGGAUAGAGAGCGCCUUUUCCGAGCGCUGGCUGCGCCUCAGUCGGUUCUGUGCAUCCUGCAGUUGUGCCGCGCAAAGGCGCGACUUUCCUCCGGUCCCGGGACGGCAGCGGGACAACUUGGAAAACUUCUCUGGGGCGGACUCAGAGACGCCGGGCACCGGUGGAAGAGGAUGUAGGUGAUCGAUGGCUAGUCCCGGUUGUCCCCGGACCUCCUAGGCCGCUUUUGGUGAGGCUAUGGGACUCCAGAGCCAUCCGCACCACCGGGGGGACGGCCCCCUCCUGUAGCGGAGCCAGAGUGGCGCUGUCUCCCGCGGAACGUGGGUUUGGCCAGCAGCGAUCCCUCUGGACGUGUCCGGCCCACCAUGGACCACCAAGAGCCCUACUCCGUGCAAGCCACCGCCGCCAUCGCGUCGGCCAUCACCUUCCUCAUCCUUUUCACCAUUUUCGGCAACGCACUGGUUAUUCUGGCUGUGUUGACUAGCCGCUCACUCCGUGCACCACAAAACCUGUUCCUGGUGUCACUGGCAGCCGCGGACAUCCUAGUAGCCACUCUUAUCAUCCCUUUCUCUCUGGCCAACGAGCUGCUGGGUUACUGGUACUUCUGGCGCACAUGGUGCGAGGUCUACCUGGCACUAGAUGUGCUCUUCUGUACCUCCUCCAUCGUGCACCUGUGUGCUAUCAGCCUGGACCGAUACUGGGCAGUGAGCCGAGCAUUGGAGUACAACUCCAAGCGCACCCCGCGCCGCAUCAAAUGCAUCAUCCUCACAGUGUGGCUCAUUGCAGCCGUCAUUUCUCUGCCGCCCCUCAUCUACAAGGGUGAUCAGCGCCCGGAGCCCCCCGGGCCCCCCCAGUGUGAGCUCAACCAAGAGGCCUGGUACAUCUUGGCUUCCAGCAUCGGCUCUUUCUUUGCUCCCUGUCUCAUCAUGAUCCUCGUCUACCUGCGGAUCUAUGUAAUUGCCAAACGCAGCCACUGCCGAGGUCCCAGGGCCAAAAGGGGCUCUGGGGAGGGUGAGUGCAAGCAGCCUCGUCCUGUCGCUGGGGGAGCUCCAACCUCAGCUAAGGUGCCAACCCUGGCCUCCCCUCUGUCUUCUGUGGGAGAGGCCAAUGGGCACCCCAAGCCUCCAAGGGAGAAGGAGGAGGGGGAGACCCCUGAAGAUCCUGAGUCCAGGGCUUUGCCACCCAACUGGUCUGCCCUUCCAAGAUCAGGCCAGGGCCAGAAGAAGUGCAUGGGUGGGGCAACUGCAGAGGAGGGAGUUGAAGAGGAGGAUGAAGAGGAGGUGGAAGAGUGUGAACCCCAACCCCUGCCAGCAUCUCCUGCCUCCGUAUGCAGCCCACCCUUGCAGCAGCCUCAGGCUUCCCGGGUGUUGGCCACUCUUCGUGGCCAGGUGCUUCUGGGCAGGACUGUGGGUGCGGCCAGUGGGCGUUGGUGGCGCCGACGGACACAGCUGAGCCGGGAGAAGAGGUUCACCUUCGUGCUAGCAGUGGUCAUUGGCGUUUUUGUGGUCUGCUGGUUCCCUUUCUUCUUCAGCUAUAGCCUGGGGGCCAUCUGCCCACAGCGCUGCAAGGUCCCACAUGGCCUCUUCCAGUUCUUCUUCUGGAUUGGCUAUUGCAACAGCUCUCUGAAUCCUGUUAUCUACACCAUCUUCAACCAGGACUUCCGACGUGCCUUUCGAAGGAUCCUUUGCCGGCAGUGGACCAAGACUGCCUGGUGAGCUUGGCUGCUCGCUGCCUGUGCCCGGGGUUGGUGCCAGGACCACCUGAUGGUUGUUCCCCACCCCCGUAGUCUCUGUGACCAUUUCCCUGGGGCACACUUGCAGACCUCAUCCUCAGACCCCCCUAAAGGGAAAGGAUAAAAGUGCUGUUCCCAGGGGCCCAUCUGAAACCUCCCUUGCUUUCUGUACUGUGGGGUAGCUCUUCUCCACUUUCCUGAGCAAGGGCAGCUUGGAUCUUCCAGAAUGUAGCCAAGGCCAGACUGAAUUGAAGUACCUCCC
This is a messenger RNA of Mesocricetus auratus (golden hamster), 1994 nucleotides long. RefSeq names its product adrenoceptor alpha 2B (gene Adra2b). The record is from RefSeq and is a predicted model, not a curated record. NCBI's taxonomy places the organism in Eukaryota, Metazoa, Chordata, Mammalia, Rodentia, Cricetidae. Bases 366 to 1715 code for a protein of 449 amino acids. Gene Ontology annotation, molecular function: alpha2-adrenergic receptor activity. The transcript has a single exon. Gene Ontology annotation, biological process: adenylate cyclase-activating adrenergic receptor signaling pathway; regulation of vasoconstriction; regulation of smooth muscle contraction. Gene Ontology annotation, cellular component: membrane.